UGUCUAUUUGCUACUUGAACAUUACGCAUAUGAUUGUCUCCAUCUUAAUUUUUUGAUCAUUCAAUUCAUGAGUAGUCACGGUUCUUCUUUAAAUAAGUACUUUUUAGUUUAAAUCACUUCCAGCAUCAAUUUAAUUCCUCAAUGUUGUUCAAAAUUAAAAUUAUUUGAUUUUGAUACUUAAUUUUUGAACACUUAAUGAACAAAGAAAUUAAAUAAUAUGUCAUUCAUAAAGUCGUCUCCAGUGACACACAUAUUAAUCACACUGGUGUUUUUAGUGUCUGGCCUUACUGUCAACUUGUUUCAAUUAUUAUUUUUUAUAAUCUUAUGGCCAUUACAUAAAGAACUUUUCAGAAAAAUUAACUACUUUUUUGCAUACAUUAUUUACUCAGAACUCGUUUUCAUAUCUGAAUGGUGGGCUGGUGUACAAUAUUACUUUUAUGUAGAUAAAGAAGAUUACAAGUUUUUUGGCAAAGAACACGCAAUAUUCAUUAUUAACCACAAGUAUGAAAUUGACUGGCUAACUGCUUGGGUCAUUCAUGAUCGAAUUGGAGGCAUUCUCGGAAACUGCAAAGCCUUCGCGAAAAAUAGUCUCAAGUACAUGCCUGUGAUUGGUUGGGCUUGGUGGUUUAGCGAAUUUUUAUUCCUCCAGAGAGACUUGGUAAAAGAUAAGUACACAAUCGAAACUAAGCUCAAAACAUUGUUCGAAUAUGAAAACCCAGUCACGAUGUUGUUAUACGCAGAAGGUACCAGAUUCACAAAAGAAAAACAAGAAGCUAGCAUUAAGUUUGCUCGAACAAAAGGUCUACCGGAGUUAAAAGAACACUUACUGCCGAGGACUAAAGGUUUUAGUAUUGGAUUGCCUCAUUUUAGACAUAAUUUACCAGCCGUCUAUAAUGUUCAAAUUGCUUUUAAAGGAGAACAAAAACCAUCGAUGAAAGCAUUGUUAAAUGGUCAACGAUUAGAAGCACAUGUAUACAUGGAAAGAAUACCUAUUGAACAAGUUCCAGAAGGUGACAAAGAAAGUGAAAAAUGGAUGUACGACAUGUACGAAAAAAAAGAUAAAAUGAUGAUCAGCUUCUUAAACACAGGAGAUUGGUUUAAAGAAAGUGGUGUAAAGCCGCUGGAGAAAUUUGUUCCACCAUAUCGUUAUUAUAGUCUUCUAAACAUGGUUAUUUGGUCAAUCUUGAUUUUAAUACCGUUUUUCUAUUUUGCAUUUAACAUAUUGAUUUCGGGAAAUUUACUUCAUAUAGUACUGAUGGUGGUACCAAUUAGCUUACUUUAUGUAGUCUUAUCCAAAUUGAUGAGUGUUUCUGAAAUAAGUAAGACGUCUUCAAAAUACGGAACAGAGAAACAAAAAACGAAAUAAAUACAAAUUAAUGAAACAAAGAAAAAACAUUUAGAAAAGUUUU
Melanaphis sacchari is the source of this 1409-nucleotide messenger RNA. RefSeq names its product 1-acyl-sn-glycerol-3-phosphate acyltransferase delta-like. Gene Ontology annotation, molecular function: 1-acylglycerol-3-phosphate O-acyltransferase activity. NCBI's taxonomy places the organism in Eukaryota, Metazoa, Arthropoda, Insecta, Hemiptera, Aphididae. The transcript is spliced from 7 exons. Gene Ontology annotation, cellular component: endomembrane system. The record is from RefSeq and is a predicted model, not a curated record. Bases 218 to 1366 code for a protein of 382 amino acids.